AUGGAACCCUCUCCCGACCAGAGUCACACCCUUCCCCGAUCACCCCGUUUCACCCAGCGGAUCAGAAAUGACCCGCCUCCCCCCUCAGCAAGUCCUGAAAUCGAUGAACAAGAACCAUUCAUGCAAUCACUAGUACAUCCAGUUCUCCCCGAUCAUCCGGUAGACCCCGUCAUCAACAAUCAAAACCGAUACCUCCCUCCGUACAGUGACACUACCAGCAUUUCAACAGGGUCCUACUAUCGAGGCACACAUGGAGCGCAAGAGUUUGAGUUGUCGGAGGGGAUAAAUCCGGAUGCAAUAUCAACCGUAUCAAAGCGAUGGGCUUUACGACAGAAACCAGCCUUGAGUACACUACGUCGAUACCCGACCCGCCGAAUCAAGUUGGUCAAAGGGACAGUUUUGAGUGUCGACUAUCCGGUCCCAAGCGCGAUUCAAAACGCCAUCGAACCAAAGUAUCGGGAUUUGGAAGGAGGGCAAAACGAGGAAUUUACGCAUAUGCGAUACACUGCAGCCACCUGCGAUCCGGAUGAAUUCACCCUUGAUCAUGGUUACAAUCUUCGGCCAUCCAUGUAUAAUCGGCACACUGAGAUGCUAAUCGCCAUCACCUACUACAACGAGGAUAAAGUCCUCACGGCACGAACUCUACAUGGAGUGAUGCAAAAUGUCCGCGAUAUUGUCAACCUCAAAAAGACCGAGUUCUGGAACAAGGGUGGACCGGCAUGGCAAAAGAUUGUCGUAUGUCUCGUAUUCGAUGGCAUCAAACCGUGCGACAAGAACACCCUUGACCUCCUUGCCACGGUUGGAAUCUACCAAGACGGAGUGAUGAAACAUGAUCUCGAUGGAAGAGAGACAGUGGCGCACAUCUUCGAAUAUACGACUCAACUCUCGGUUACGCCUUCUCAGAAACUCAUCCGCCCCCGCGAAAAUGACCCUACGAAUCUACCCCCAGUACAGAUGAUUUUUUGUCUCAAACAAAAGAACAGCAAGAAAAUCAACUCCCAUCGUUGGCUUUUUAAUGCCUUUGGGAGGAUUUUAAUGCCCGAAGUAUGCAUUUUGAUUGACGCUGGAACAAAACCUGGUUAUAAAUCCCUGUUGACCCUAUGGGAGGCAUUUUACAAUGAUAAAGACCUUGGUGGCGCAUGCGGUGAAAUCCAUGCGCUUCUUGGCCGUGGAUGGAAAAAGGUCUUGAAUCCGAUCGUCGCAGCACAAAACUUCGAAUAUAAGAUUUCCAAUAUCUUAGACAAGCCGCUUGAAAGCAGUUUCGGCUACGUGAGUGUAUUGCCAGGAGCAUUCUCUGCGUAUCGAUUUCAUGCAAUUUCUGGACGCCCUCUCGAGCAGUACUUUCAUGGUGACCAUACGCUUUCCCAGAGACUGGGAAAGAAGGGGAUUGAGGGAAUGAACAUUUUCAAGAAAAACAUGUUCCUAGCAGAAGACCGCAUUCUAUGCUUCGAGCUAGUAGCCAAGGCAGGCAGCCGAUGGAAGCUGACCUAUGUGAAAGCGUCGAAGGGAGAGACAGACGUACCAGAGAGCCCUCCUGAGUUUCUUUCUCAGAGACGGCGUUGGUUGAAUGGGUCUUUCGCGGCUGGACUCUAUGCAAUGAUGCACUUCAAUCGAAUAUACCGAAGCGGUCACAGUAUUUUCCGGAUGUUCUUCCUCCACAUCCAGUUCGUCUAUAAUGUUUGCCAGCUCAUCAUGACAUGGUUCGCGCUUGCCUCAUACUGGCUAACAACAUCCGUCAUCAUGGAUAUCGUUGGCAUACCAAGUGCGGUGAACCAUUACAAGUCAUGGCCGUUUGGACCGGAGAUAUCACCUAUCUUCAACACGUUCCUUAAAUUCGGUUAUUUGGCGUUCCUAAUGCUUCAAUUCAUCCUCGCACUUGGCAAUCGUCCUAAGGGAUCCAAAAUCCCUUAUACACUCUCUUUGAUCUACUUUUCAAUCGUGCAGUUUUAUAUUUUGGUGCUUUCCUUCUACCUCGUUGCACAGGCCCUCACCCCGGAGAACCUCAGCUUCAACUUCCAUAAAGGCAUCGGAAACUUUUUGGCCCAGUUCGUCUCUUCCACAGGGGGUGUUGUCCUCGUGGCGCUGAUCUCCACGUAUGGGAUCUAUUUCAUUGCCAGCUUUCUGUAUUGGGAUCCCUGGCAUAUGUUUACCUCGUCCUGGGCCUAUUUUCUCGGAAUGCCCUCAUCUAUCAACAUCUUGAUGGUCUACGCAUUUUGCAAUUGGCACGACGUUUCCUGGGGCACGAAAGGAUCCGAUAAGGCAGAUGCACUGCCAUCGGCACAGACCAAAACAGACGCUCAAGCAUCGUUCGUUGAAGAGCUGGACAAGCCCCAGGCAGAUAUUGACGUUCAAUUCGAGCAGACUGUCCGACGGGCCCUUGCCCCGAUGCGCCAAUCGGAAGCCAGCGAUGAAGCCAGUCUGGAAGAUUCAUACAAAGCCUUCCGAACAAACUUAGUCCUGCUAUGGACUUUUAGCAAUGGCUUAUUGGCGCUAUGCAUCAACAAUGACGGCAUCAAACAGCUUUGUCUAACCGUAAGUUCCUACGCCCCAUAUGGAGCCCAAAGCACAGAGGCUAAUAGUUGA
Molecule: messenger RNA, 2583 nt
Organism: Penicillium macrosclerotiorum
Lineage: Eukaryota; Fungi; Ascomycota; Eurotiomycetes; Eurotiales; Aspergillaceae
Product: Chitin synthase C
Exons: 6
Coding region: 1-2583 (860 amino acids)
Cellular component (GO): cell septum; cell periphery
Molecular function (GO): chitin synthase activity
Source: RefSeq, a predicted model, not a curated record